AUGGAGAUAAAUCCAUUUUCUCAUCAAAUUUUAGAGGUUACUCAAGGAGAACUUGCAAUUAAUUAGAAUUUAACGAAGAAUCAGGAAAUAUAAGAUGUGGACCAAUAACAUCUAUAAAACUCAUAGUAAAUAUAUGAAGAUGAAACUCUAAUUUAAGAAGCAUCGGAAAAUCCUCUUUAAUUUGAAGAGCAAGAAAAAGAAGAACAAGUGUAAUAAAUUCAAUCUUAAGAACAAAGCUAUUAGACGAUCGGAUUCAAUGAGUUAUGCUAACUUUAAAUAAAAAAUGCUGAUUCAAAGGCGAUAAACUUUAUCUUGACUGAUUAGGUGACUGAUACUACUGUUUAAUUUAGAUUUGAAUUCAGGUUCAAUCCUUCUUAUAAUGGCAACAAAGACAAUGGUGGAAUCUAUGUUUUUAAGACUAACUAAUCUGAUUCUUCUUAUUUCAGUGAAGAGCUAUUAUCCACUGAAAUAUUAUAGGGCAAUUUUUAGACUGGUGUAUAAUUUACUUAUAGGGCAGCUGAUAGAAACACUAUCUCCAUUGUCACAGUCUACUUGACUAGAAAUGAUAAAGGAUGUGGAGAUAUAGAAUUUGACAUAAAAAGAGGUGGUCUAGAUAGAAAUGUUGAAGCGACUGUGAAUUGGUCUUCAGAUGAAAUUCAAAAUAAUGGAGUAUUUUACACUGAUUCAAAUGGAUUAGAGUAUGUUAAGAGAAUCAAAAGAAAAGCUCUCGAGGAAUCAGAUCUUAAAUCAACAGCUCCAGCUAAUUUUUAUCCUAUCAAUACAGGAAUAUUUAUUGAAAAUAAAACAAAGAAGCAAUAAAUGAUAGUAAUGAACGAUAGAACACAAGCAGGCUCAGAAGAGUUCUGA
Molecule: messenger RNA, 867 nt
Organism: Stylonychia lemnae
Lineage: Eukaryota; Ciliophora; Spirotrichea; Sporadotrichida; Oxytrichidae
Source: the annotation of a GenBank genome assembly